Molecule: messenger RNA, 1309 nt
Organism: Periconia digitata
Lineage: Eukaryota; Fungi; Ascomycota; Dothideomycetes; Pleosporales; Periconiaceae
Source: the annotation of a GenBank genome assembly
CGUGUGCCGAACUAUGCCUGCCCUUCACAUGCAGGUCAACACAAUUCCUGUGACCCUGUCCGCUGCAUCGCCAUCCAACCGUCCCGCUCUACUCGAGCACCUUGCAGGGGAUGGCCGCACACACGUACAGUACAAUACGUGAGUACCUCUACAACUACACGUCGCCAAGAGUCGCGUAGCCGCGGCCAACGUCGACCAAGAAACCGAGAUUUUAGGCGGCUGUCGCUCUUCUCCUUUCGGCAUCCAAGGCUCCAAGCACACAUGUCAACACCAGAAUCUCGCAACCCCAAUCCCACGAUGCGCUGCAUAAUCGCGCUAUUGGACGCGUCAGGGCUUGUGUGACCCAUUUAUGACCCACUGUUUUCUUAUCUCGGAUUACUCAAUACAACAUACUGUUGCCAGUCGCUCCUUGACGUUCCACUUUUCCCACGCAUUGCCGUGUCAAUCUUUUUCCAGCUCCAAAGCGCCCCGUUUUGUCUGAGGGCCAGAGCGAGUAGCUAUCAUAAGCGACGCACCGCGUCUGCGGCAUAUGACUCUUUUCGCCGUUGAAGGCGACAUACUUGUCAAAGAUUCCCAUUGGUGAGCGUUUGAUGAGCAAUAGACAUCACAGACUUUCGGCAAAAGAUCUGCGCGGCGACGAGUGUUUGGUUCCAGAUAAAAAGAAAACCUACACCAAUGGACAGGCUCGUGGUUCCCAAGCAAAGCAUGCAUUAUUUUGGCGCGUGUCGAUAGCAACAUCAGCCACUCCCGCUGCUAUUUCAGGGAUCGCCUUGGUUUUAUUUCCCAUUGUGCCGGGCGCUGGCGCUAUUUGCCCGUUCUCCACUCCACCUGCGUCGCCGUAUCCCUUUGUGUGCUUUGACGACCGAAACAUGACAUCGAAGCUUCUGGGCCGCCCUCUGUGAUCUUCCCCCUUCCUGCGACAAGAAUUAAGGUGGGUACCACGCCACUCAGUGGUAGCCGAUUGAUUCAUUCCCACUAUUUUCUGCUGCAUGCGUUGACGUUUUGAGUUGGCGAUUCACCCGUCGAUUAUAUCGUAGUGACCGUCACCAGACCGCUCGUUCUCUGAUUUCCUUCAUUUAUCCUCUCCGGCUACUUCACCAUUUGACAGUUUGACUAAUUGCCACGGCCUUCUAUCCACUCGCCCUCCACGUUACUUUUCCAUCCGAAUAUUAGUACCCAAUUUGGAUUUGCUACCGUCUUAAAUCUUGUUUUAUCUGCAUCACUUGUCACACUGGUGAUCGCACUCUCCUUCGCCGUCCGAGCACAGUAUCUCCGCACCGCUGCGUCAGCUCCUACAUCUCGAUCAACA